AUGGUUCAAUGGGGACGGUUGUUCAGUGACCAGCCCAGUCGAGGGCGGCACCAGUACCUGCAGGAAACCCAUCGAUUGCUUCCUCGCACUCGCGAUCAGAUUGUCACGCCCGCUCUGCCGGCCAAGGAGGUUACCAAGGUAGCUCUGCGACUGAAGUACCAGGUCGAGCAGGUCAUCAGCUGCGAGCUAGAUGAGUCCCUGGUUACAAAGGCCAACAGCACCGUUAUCACGAAGGAGGUCAUUCAGACUGCCAGAGAGGCUGGUGGAGAAGAGUACCGCGCUUGUGUCGUCUUCUGUCUUCUCGUUUGUGUUCGAUGGUUCAAGAUUCAGGCUCUGGUCGAGCUAUGGGAUUCAGACCUCCACGAGCUACGCGCAGUCGCGUGCGAGAUACUUGCGAAACGACUGUAUGUACUAUGCAGGAAUAGGAUCGAAGCGGAAGAAGACCAAGACUAUCUCAUGCUGGAGGUGCUGCUGAAGCGCUACUCAAUCCUGCGAGAUGGAGAGCCAACAUCCCCUGCAAACGUCAUCGAGCGUGCAGUCGAUCUUCAUGCGCUGGUAGUGAUCGGGUCCGCAGGAUACCAAAAGUGUAUCAAAUACCUCUGGCAGGGUUGGCUCUGCCAGGACGAUCAAGAUCCCACCAACUUCAUCGAAUACAGGGAGAGAAACAACCCCUCGUACUGGUCUCAUUUCAACCCCGAUAGGCUCAGAGCACCGGUCUAUCAGAAUGCUGUCCAAGUCUUCUUCUCCAUCCUCUACCUCGUUCUCUUCACAGUUGUGAUAAACACCGUCAAUCCAACCGGUGACCUGGACGUGGUGGAAUGUAUCCUCUACGGCAUGACCCUAGGCUUCAUCCUCGACGAAGCCACCAAAUUCUGGAAAGUUGGCCGUUUCUACUUUGGAUUCUGGAACGCGUUCAACUCGACACUUUACUCUCUCCUCCUGGUUUCUUUUAUCCUCCGAAUCGUAGCGUUGACCCAUUCAAAGAACGUCGACAACGAGGAGCGUAACUACUACAACCAGCUGAGCUACAACUUCCUCGCAUUUUCAUCGCCGAUGUUCUGGGGCCGGCUCCUCCUGUACCUUGACACUUACCGUUUCUUCGGGGCAAUGCUUGUGGUACUGAAAGUCAUGAUGAAGGAGAGUUUGAUCUUCUUUGCUCUUUUGGCUGUUGUUAUUAUCGGUUUUAUGCAAGGCUUCAUCGGUAUGGACCAGGCAGAUCCCGAAAAUAAGAUGACGGCCGUAGUCCUCCUUCAAGGAAUGGCAAAUACAGUCCUACAGAACCCAUCGUUCGAUGAGUUCCAAGGGUUUGCCCCGCCGUUUGGUAUCCUACUUUAUUAUCUAUUCACUUUUGUAGUGAUGGUUGACAUCACUGGCAAUGCGAUCAACGAGUACAUGGGUCUCUUCGCCCAUCGAACCCUGCAGUAUGUCCGGGCCCCAGAUGAGAAUGUCUUCAUUGCACCCUUGAACCUGGUUGAAAUAAUCUGCCUUAUCAUUCCUUUCGAAUGGUGGUUGCCCUCUGACCGAUAUGAUAAGCUCAACAACUACGUAAUGGGCAUUAUCUAUUCUCCUCUCCUCCUCGUUACCGCAUUGCUUGAAUCUACCAAUGCUCAACGGAUCAGACUCAAUCGCCGUUUGGGUGAAGACGACGACGAUACCCAAGAAGAAUGGGAAAACGCUGCUGAAUCCGCAGAGUUCGACUUCAAGAAAGUCGGAGACCAUCCUGAGACUGAAGCCUGGGAUAUGGCUGUUACCAAGUCUAAGCCAAAUGUUGAGGUUGACCAAUGCGUCCUGGAAAUUAGGGGGCUAAAGGAGCAAGUCAGGCAGCUGACUCAGUUGGUUACUGUCUUGACGGAGAGACAAGGUGUUUCUGCCGGAGCAGCCAAUGGAGAAGGUCAAACCAAUCAAGAGACAAAUGGAAACGCGUAA
This is a messenger RNA of Microsporum canis CBS 113480, 1926 nucleotides long. Its product is annotated as vacuolar cation channel. The record is from RefSeq and is a predicted model, not a curated record. The transcript has 5 exons. NCBI's taxonomy places the organism in Eukaryota, Fungi, Ascomycota, Eurotiomycetes, Onygenales, Arthrodermataceae. The coding region runs from base 1 to 1926 and encodes 641 amino acids.